This is a messenger RNA of Staurois parvus, 280 nucleotides long. The record is from the annotation of a GenBank genome assembly. NCBI's taxonomy places the organism in Eukaryota, Metazoa, Chordata, Amphibia, Anura, Ranidae.
AUUCAUAUCAGUCCUUGCCCCUUAACCUCCCUGGCGGUAUUCCCGAGUGUAGCUCGGGGUAAAGUUUCAACACCACAAGCGGUAACCCCGAGCUACACUCGGAAAUACCCUGCAGCGCUGCUUCGGGAUCCCUUCUGCACUUACCUUGUCGUGUCCCUCCUGCAGUGUCCCCUGCAAUGUCCUCCGGCGGAUGCAGGCAUCUGUCUUCUGGGUUCUGUUCCCUGCAACGUCAGGACAUACGGGGGACGGAACUGGCGGGAAAUUCACUAAAAAUCACAUA